UUCCUAUUUAUAGUUGCCGAGAGAACAAUUUCUCUUGCUAUCUUCGAACUUCAAACCCAGUGAGCGAAAGCAAAGCACCAAAAAAAUAAAAAUAAAAAUAAAAACAAAAAAUAAAAGAAGAAGAACAGAAGCUAAAAGAACGUUUCGAGGAUAAUGCUAUCCUUGCGCUUCCCUAUUCCGGUCGAGAACGUUCUCUCUCCCGCUAACCCCAGACACUCGCUCUCCUACACCUCCAGAAACCAAACACACCUCUUCCAUUCGCUUCCUCUUCACGAACCCAAGCAGCUACAACAACGCAGUCGCAGACCUCGGGCGACCUCAGCGGAUGUGGGACUCAAAGAACAGGAGCAAGAUUUGAACGAAGAAGCUUCUGUUUUCAGAGACUCACCAGAGGAAGAGCCAUUGCCGGAGGGUCUGCGGCGAGAUUUGAUGCCGAGGCACGUGGCGGUGAUUAUGGAUGGCAACGUGAGGUGGGCGAAACGGAGAGGGUUGCCUUCCGGUGCCGGUCACGAGGCCGGCGUACGGUCACUGAGAGAGAUAAUUGAGCUUUGUGGGAGGUGGGGGGUCCAGGUCCUCACUGUUUUCGCAUUUUCUUACGACAAUUGGAUUCGGCCUAAGGUGGAAGUUGAGUUCUUGAUGAGUUUGUUCGAAAGGGUAAUAAAGUCUGAAUUGGAGACUUUUGCGAGCGAAGGUAUCCGAAUAUCGGUAAUUGGGGAUACAUCAAAACUCCCCACGUCUUUGCAGAAACUGAUAUCUGAUGCAGAGGAGAAAACAAAAGAAAACACUCAACUCCAACUCAUUAUUGCAGCUAGCUACAGUGGGAAGUAUGAUGUUAUGCAAGCUUGCAAAAGUAUUGCACAUAAAGUAAAAGAUGGCCUUAUUGAAGUUGAAGAUAUCGAUGAAAAUUUAAUCGAACAGGAAUUGGAAACCAACUGUACCGAGUAUCCAUACCCUGAUCUCCUUAUACGAACCAGUGGCGAACUUAGAGUGAGCAAUUUCUUGUUGUGGCAGUUGGCCUACACUGAGUUUUUCUUUGCUCCAGCGCUCUGGCCUGAUUUUGGGAAAGCUGAGUUUGUAGAAGCCUUGACUUCGUUUCAGCAGAGGCGAAGACGCUUUGGUGGGCGUUCAUAGAUCGUUAUCAGUUUCAAGAGCCUAUUGAAUAAACCCUUUUAAUAUUAUUUUUAUGGAGCUUUACGAUUAUAUAAAGCUCUUAGAAUUUAUCAUAUACUUGCUCUAAAGUACAAGAAUCAAGAAUUAUUCAUCAAAAAAUAAAAAAAUAAAAAAAUCAAGAAUUAGACGCUACUCCUUUAGGCAACUUUGUCAGCAUCAAAAAAGUGUUGGAUGUAUAGGUAUAUAAUGUAUAUAUACACACUAAUGUAAUUUCCCAAGCAUGGGUUUAAUUGCCA
Ziziphus jujuba (common jujube) is the source of this 1406-nucleotide messenger RNA. Its product is annotated as dehydrodolichyl diphosphate synthase 2. Bases 154 to 1131 code for a protein of 325 amino acids. The record is from RefSeq and is a predicted model, not a curated record. Gene Ontology annotation, biological process: plastid membrane organization; response to cold; polyprenol biosynthetic process. Gene Ontology annotation, cellular component: chloroplast stroma. The transcript has 3 exons. NCBI's taxonomy places the organism in Eukaryota, Viridiplantae, Streptophyta, Magnoliopsida, Rosales, Rhamnaceae.